Molecule: messenger RNA, 5768 nt
Organism: Dunckerocampus dactyliophorus (ringed pipefish)
Lineage: Eukaryota; Metazoa; Chordata; Actinopteri; Syngnathiformes; Syngnathidae
Product: ATP-sensitive inward rectifier potassium channel 1-like
Exons: 2
Coding region: 1719-2849 (376 amino acids)
Biological process (GO): potassium ion import across plasma membrane; regulation of monoatomic ion transmembrane transport
Cellular component (GO): plasma membrane
Molecular function (GO): ATP-activated inward rectifier potassium channel activity
Source: RefSeq, a predicted model, not a curated record
AUAAGAAAAUAACAAAAUAAAGUUGUGAUUUUUGGGAAAUUAUGUUAAUAAAAAAAAAAAGAAAAAGUUAUCAUGUGGGGAUAAAGUCCCUCCAACAUUUUGUAACAAUGUAUAAAUUCUCAAGAGACAAUACUCCUGAAAUCAAACUUGUGUAUACUUUAGAGUAGUCAGUGUACAGCUUGUAUAACAAGUUUCAUUUCAAUAGUAUUGUCCCUUCAGAAGAUAAGUGUCAGAAAAUACUUGUUGAAAUGUGAGGCGUGUAUGGUGUUCCCUCCUUUAUCACGGGGGACGGGUUCCCAAAAUAGCCCGCAAUAAGUGAAGUAGCCAACUUCAUUUGUUUACCGUUGUUAAUGUUGUUGUAUGUUUCAAGGCUGUAAAACCCUUCACAAUACACUUUCUACACUUUCCUCAGACAGGCAGUAACGUUUUCUCACACUUUAAACACUCGCAAAGUUCAAAUUUCCUUUGAAUUUUAAUGAUCAACCCACUAGGUUGGACACAAGAAAUGAUGAAGUGACUCACGGUAUUCCCUCCUCUGAUGUGCCUCGUCCUUUUUGUAUCCUUGUUAAAACAUAUUAGCCGGUUAGCUUCUUCUCCUUAUGUUGUUUAGCAAGCAGCUCACACAAUUAGCGAGUUUGCUAGCAAUGGCAAGACGAAGAUUGAUUGACAAUGGUCUACGGCCAAUCAGGACGCAGCACACAAUGGGCGGAUCCUCCUUUAGCUAAUAAGGACUGCCGUGGCUCUAUAUUUAGCCGGCUAUUGUCUACUGUGGUUUCCUGAUACUGUAUGCUCAUAUAAGCACGUGGAGCUGCACACGUCUUCAACAUGAGUAUACAACACCCUCUACUGUUAGCAGUAGUAAAUACACGAACAUACACAUAGAACACACAGCAGCACCCAUAGAUCGCUCUAAUACGCCACACGGACGCAGAACACAGUGCGCGUUCAUAUGCUGUUAAAAAACAUAUGCUAAUCAGCGAAAGGUGAACCGUAUACAUUUUAGUCACAGCAAAAUAGUAUAUUACCACAGUAUGAUAUAAUAUAUUAUUAUUAUUAUUAUUAUAAUAUAUUAUUUAGUCAACUAAAGUGUUUGCAUUGACAUGAAAUAGAAAAUAAGAAUAACAGUGAAAGGAGAAAUGUCCUUAGCUUUGUGAAAAUGUGUUCCCCAGAGCAGUUUAGUAAAAGGCCCUGAGGUACAGUGUGACCAUGUCAUAAUUGCAAUAUGGCCGCCGCCAUCAUUGUGAUGCAAAUGUGAGGAAGCCUUGCAGCUUUGAAGAGGGGGAGGGAAGAGGAAGGAGGAGGUUUAGGGUAAAGAUGCAAUUGAGGGAUUUCUUUUGAGAGGCCCAAAUGCCAAAUGUUCUCUCAGGGCGGCACACAAACCACAUUUGUGGCCCCCAGACCCACCCACCCACACCCCCACCACACACACAACAAUAGCAGCCAGGACUUUCUCACCAAUCCUGCAGCCCAAUCCUGACAAGAACCUGCACCAGCAGCCAUGACACCCAGGGAAAAGCUUUUUUAGUGGUGGUGAUGACGGAGCAGGAAGAGGACCCCCCCCCCUCCCAACCCCACCUCUGUCUAGGUCCUCCGGGUCUAUGCAGCCAGUAGACGUUGGCAUGUGGCUGGGAUUAGGACAUUUCACUGUGGAUUAAACUCUUUUGGUGCAAGAAGGAAAGAGUCGCACCACCAGAACCACUCUGGACUCAGGUUCCAGAAUGUUCCAGCUGCUCCACGGUCACAUCCAGCCAAGCAGGCACCCGAGUCGCAAAACCCGCCUGGUCACCAAAGACGGGCGCUGCAACAUCGAGUUCGGCAACAUCCACAACCACUUCACCUACCUGGUGGACUUCUGGACCACGUUUGUGGAGAUUCGCUGGCGCUUCGUGCUCCUCCUGUUCGUGGCGUCCUUCACCGGGAGCUGGUUCAUCUUCAGCCUGCUGUGGUACUGGAUCGCCAAGAGCAACGGUGACCUGAUGGGACAGACCGGCACGGACGGCCACGUCAUGUGCAUCGCCAACGUCAACAGCCUGACCACGGCGUUCCUCUACUCGCUGGAGACGCAGACCACCAUCGGCUACGGCGGCCGGGCCCUGACGGGGCAGUGCCCCGGCACGGUAGCCGUCAUCGUCCUCCAGUCGGUGGUGGGCGUGUUCAUCAACAGCUUCAUGUGCGGCGUCAUCCUGGCCAAGAUCUCGCUUCCAAAGCGGCGAGCCAAGACGGUGAGCUUCAGCGACAUGGCCGUCAUCUGCCUCAUGAAAGGGAAGCUCUGCCUCCUGAUCCGCGUGGCCAACCUCCGCAAGACUCUCCUCAUCAGCAGCCAGAUCUACGGCAAGCUGCUGAGGACCACCACUACGCCCGACGGCGAAACCUUCAUCCUGGACCAGCUGGACAUCAACUUCACGGUGGACGCCGGUAAGGACAACCUGUUCUUCGUUUGUCCGUUGACCCUCUACCACAUCAUCAACCGCUCCAGCCCCUUCUACGAGCUGUCGGCCGACACGCUCCCCCAGCAGGACUUUGAGCUGGUGGUCUUCCUGGACGGCAUCGCCGAGUCCACCAGCUCCUCCUGCCAGGUGCGGACCUCCUACAUCCCGCAGGAGAUUCAGUGGGGGCACAACUUCCUGCCCAUCAUCUCACGCACCAAGACGGGCAAGUACAGCGUGGACUUCUCCAACUUCUCCAAAAGCGUGCGGGUGGGCACGCCGCACUGUGCCCAGUGCUUCGAGGGCAACCGGAACCACCAGCACAUGAAGGACAGUCAGAAGAACCAGCAGAAGAUGGGCAUCGACAACUUAGGCUUCCACGUCAUUGACAUUCACAACGCCGUGGACGUCACCAAGAUGUAAGGUGCUCUUAAAGGACGUCCUCCAAAGCAGAACCUCCGCAGUCCAACGUGGUCCAACGCCGUCCUUCGCUAGAAGUCAUCUGUUCCUGGGUCAAACUGGACAGCCUAGGGCUGACUUUUUCUUCUUGCACGAAGGUGUCACACACAGCACUAUAAAAAAAACCCAUUGUAACUCAUACAAGCGUAAAAAGAAGCUAAGCACCAUUCAAAAUAAUGCAAAAUUACUCUGCAUGAGUGAUGUUAGGAGAUGUGACGUUAGAUGACAUGACCUUUCACACUGCAUGGAGACCGAGCCAACAUGCCAUGGCUGAGAUUAAGUGGGGGAAAAAAGAGGUUCUCCUCUCAUUCCGUGUGGAAGUGGUACGUUUUUGGCUUCUUUGUCCUUCUUCCCCACUCCUUUCGAAGCACUUUCUUAAGUUGAGAAUGAGUCAAUUAGAGAGACGAGUUAGCUCGGUAGCUUGCUAUGCUAGCGGCGGCCGUCUCUUAUGUCCCUGCAGAGAUCCCAUAGCCUUUGCAAUGUGAUGUAAACAAAGAAUAGGAGUGUACAAGUGACUAAAGGGGUGUUAUUUCAUGUCUACAGGGCUCUAAUACUGUUAAAAAUCGUAUUUAGAAAGUCACAAACAGGUUUAACCACUAAACGAUUCUGUUUAUUAAUAUUGAAUCCGCUCCAUCGCGGUUCAAACAUCUCCCUCACUCUAUCGUAGGUUUUCAAAAAUGUAUUCAUUCAUAAAUGGUAGCUGUUAUUAGCCAAAAAAUGCGUAUUUAAGCCAGUGUUACGUAUUCCAGGCCUAAAUGAAGCAUGACAAUGUUCUAAAUGAACUACAAGACAUUGAUGACCUGUAGUCUACGCUGGCCACUAGGUGUCACUAGUAACACACCAGACUUGAUCGCCAACUACAGGCUUUUAUUAUUUUAUCAUCAUUUAUCCCAACAGGCGCAAUAAUAACAACAGUAAUAAUAAUCAUCAUAAAAAUAACAGGGGCUACUGUUGUGGCCGUACAGCAACUAAAAUGCAACCCUGAAUCAUCUACGUCACUUCCUGUCCGCAUGUCUGGGAGACAUUUAUUGAAACACACGCAAGCACGAGUCUUAUUUAGGUCUUAAAUGGCUUAUUUCCCCUGCUUCCAUCUACUAUAUUGGGUAAUAGGAGUGUAAAGGUGACCAUAGGGGUGUUAGUUCAUGUCUAGAGGGCUCUAAUAAUGGUACAAAUAGAAAAUCAAAAUAAAAAAUAGAAAGUCAUAAACAGGUUUUCUGUGCUCAAACUACAAAAAUAUUCCGUUUAUUACCACUGAAUCCUGCUUCACCAAAAUUCACUUAUCGUGGUCUUGUUUGGACUACAAGUGGAAAAAGAAGUUCAUCACUGCUGAAUUUCAAAUCAUGCCCAUCUCAACUUUUCUUCUCGCAUGAAAACGUCACGCAUCGCGCUAUUUAAAAAAAAUUUAAGUGUAAAAAGAAGCCAAUCGCUAUUUAAAAAAAACAACUAAAUUGUGGCGCUAACUGAUGCAAAAUUUGUAUUACUAUUAUUAAAAACGAUGCUUAUUUACAUGUUUGAAUAGUUCCUGUUGUUGACGUACGGUUGCGUCAGCCAUGUUGUCCUGAGCAGCCAGGACGGGGACGUACAUCAAUUAAGCGCCCCUGAAAUAAAAAUGUCCAUGAUAAAUUUAGCCACAAGGACGGAUUACUACUUAUUACUUUUUGUAUGUAAUAAUCGUGAGUGGCACUUUAAGAAAACACAAGUCAUACAAGUGUAAAAAGAAGUUAACCACUCACUAUAAAGCAAAAAAAAACAACCAAAUUGUAGCCUUAACUCGCCAAACCGCUAAUAAAAGUCUUCUUAAAAAUGCACUGUUUUCCAUUCUUUCCAUUGCUCCUACUUCCUCACGACAUGCGUCGCAUUUAAAAAUAAAAAUAAAUAUAUUCACCACUGUUGUACAAGCGUAAAAAGAAGUUAACAUUAUUAAAAUUAAAAACUUUAAAAGCCUAAACUGCAGCCGUAGCUGAUGCUAACUUACUAUUAUUAGUAGCAGUCCUAAAAAUACAGCUCAUUUUCAUCCUUUCAUUAUUACUCCAAUUAUUGUUGCAUUAUGGAUGCUGCAGCCAUAUUGUACUGAGCAGCCAGGACAGGGACGUGCAAGUGGGAACGGAAGACAAAUCCAAAAUGUCCGUUUUAGCUUCGAUGGCCGAGGAGGAUUAGGAGGUUUUGUUUUAAUUCACAGCUGUCAAAAAAGUGUGAAAAGAAGCCACCCACCUAAAAACAUUUAUUAAUGACAAUUAUUUAAAAAAUAAUAAACAUUUCAUGAUUUGUUAUCAUUACACUUGCCUCAGCCAUAUUGUGCUGAGCUGCCAGGACAUGGAUGAGAUGCCUGUACAGCUUUUUGUUUUGUUUUGUGCUGGUUCUAUGGUUAUCUUCAUACUUUUCCUCUUGGAAAACCGGAGUGUCUGUGGUGGUAUCCCAAAAAACAUCCAACAAAGAAAAAUGUUUCUUUUCAAAAAGCAAAUUCCUGAUGGUUGGACUUUAGAGGAGCUGGGAUAGGCUCCAGCAUACGACCCUAGUGAGGAUGAGCGGCAUAAGAAAUGGAUGGACGGGUGGACUUCGGAGGUUCUGCUGCACUGUGAAGGACGUGAAGGAUUCUGAGCCAAGAGUGCAUCGAAAUGAAAAAAUGGGGUUCAAGAAGUGUGUGGCACAGUAGGUAGUACUUGAGGAGAUUAAGUCCUAAGCCUGUUUUAAUGGAAAAACUACACAGUAGGGGAGGUUAAGAAAAUCAAAUAAUAACGUCAUCAUGGCCUUUUAGCACUUUGUCAUUAAACACUUAAGUCAUCCUGACAGAUCAGCUAGGAACACCGCUGCUAAAUGCAACCGUUGUGGAGUAAAGUUACGCAAUAAAAACAUCUAUUUCCACAAUAACGUCUCGAGGUCGGU